Molecule: messenger RNA, 4218 nt
Organism: Galleria mellonella (greater wax moth)
Lineage: Eukaryota; Metazoa; Arthropoda; Insecta; Lepidoptera; Pyralidae
Gene: Hexo2
Product: chitooligosaccharidolytic beta-N-acetylglucosaminidase
Exons: 10
Coding region: 521-2362 (613 amino acids)
Biological process (GO): glycosaminoglycan metabolic process; carbohydrate metabolic process; ganglioside catabolic process
Cellular component (GO): membrane
Molecular function (GO): beta-N-acetylhexosaminidase activity
Source: RefSeq, a predicted model, not a curated record
GAACAAAGUAUCAACUCAGUCGUCCAAUCAGAGCGGUUCGCGCCCUACGUUCGCACGCGCGUAUUUAUUAAAUUUCGAUAAUGAUACGAGACUGGUGGCAGACGCUAAAUUAUAAUAAAAUUACUUAAAAAUAAUCGUAUUAAUAGGCAGGCCUAUCAAAAGAGUACUAACCUUCGUAUAGUGUGGACAUGCUGUCUGUAAAGCGAAAAAUAAAAUAUUAAUAUUCGACAAAGCAAAACAGUAAAACUGCGAUACAGUCCGGUUUAGUUCCUUGGUCAGGUAUUGAGUUAAAAAAGGAAGUAAAAAAUCGUGCGUUCCAAUAAAAUCCAGUAUGCAACACUUCACGGAACGACAUUUUGAAUGGUGAACGGUUAAAUAUUUUUAUAGAAAAUGUAUUAGUGCGUGUUGAAAGUCCAAACUUUAAAACCCGUCAGUGGUUGUGAUAAAGAGUGACACUUGUGUGCCAGAAAAGUGAUCACAAAUAACUUACAGCCAUUCAUAAAAUACGAUUGCCGAGAAAAUGGCGGGUAACAGUUGGAUGUUAUUGGCUGUAUUGGCCAUUCAUCUUGUGCAAUGUAAAGUGGAAAAAGUAAUUGAAGACCCCGCAUCGGUAGUUUAUAAGCCAUCGUGGAUGUACAAGUGCAUGGUGAACGAGGGCUGUCAACGUACGGAGCAUCCGCAACCCCUGGGUAAUGCUGAAACCAACGCGACAUCGCAUCUGUACCAGAACGUAAAUUUAUGUAGGACAGUUUGCGGACGAUUCGGCGGUCUAUGGCCGAGGCCAGUCUCUGCUACCCUCAGUACACAAACCGUGAAGAUACAUCCACAAUAUCUUAGAUACGAUCUUGUCGACGUGCCAGUGGAGACUAGGGAACUCCUAGCUCAGAUGACCCAGGUGACUAGUGAGAACAUCAUGGCGGAGUGUGGUGGCAACGUCACGGAGCUCGUCACCACACCUGUGGUGGUGUACCUCACUGUCAAGAGUGACGUCAUCGCCCUCACAUGGGAUACCAAUGAGGAGUACUUCCUUGAUGUGCAAACAAAAGAUGGCACCGUAGUCGUUAAAAUCAUGGCCGAGACUGUAUACGGAGUGCGUCAUGGUUUGGAGUCUUUCACACAACUCAUAUCAGCUGACAAACCUGAUUAUUCUGACUCGUCUAUAUGUGGCCUACGAAUUGUGUCCGGGGCCAAGAUCCGAGAUCGUCCAGUUUAUAAGCACAGAGGCUUUGUUCUGGACACAUCACGACAUUUCAUUCCAAUGAAGGAUAUUAAGAGAACAAUGGAUGGAAUGGCAGCCACUAAAAUGAACGUCUUUCAUUGGCACGUGACCGAUUCUCAUAGUUUUCCAUUGGAGUCGUCCCGAGUACCGCAAUUUACGAGGUAUGGCGCAUAUUCUGCGUCUGAAAUAUAUACUGUGGAAGAAGUGAGACAGUUAAUAAAAUAUGCCCAAAUACGAGGCAUCCGUGUCGUCAUAGAAAUAGACGCUCCUGCGCAUUCUGGCAACGGUUGGCAAUGGGGAAAGGAUUACGGGUUUGGUGAUCUCGCUGUCUGCGUAAACUCGGAACCAUGGCGGCGUUUAUGCAUCCAGCCGCCCUGUGGCCAGCUAAACCCGGCCAAUCCGGUAUUGUACCGGGUCCUGCGUUCGUUGUACAGAGACAUAGUCGGGGUACUGCCCAAACCAGCUCUAUUCCACAUGGGUGGUGAUGAGGUUUUCUUUGGCUGUUGGAACUCUAGUCAAGACAUUACAUCUUAUAUGGCGAAUAAAGGAUUCGAGACUAAUACCGAGGGCUUUAUGAGGUUGUGGGCGGAAUUUCAAGCCAAAGCACUGCAGUUGUGGGAUGAAGAACUGGUAGCUGAAGGCGCCGAAGCGAACCAACCGGUAAUGAUUUGGUCAUCAGAACUGACCCAAGCACAUCGGAUAAAGAAAUAUUUAAAUAAAGACAGAUACGUGAUAGAAGUAUGGGAGCCGGAGAGCAGUCCGCUUCUCAAUCAAUUAAUGCGGCUUGGGUACAGGGUCGUAUCGAUACCAAAGGACGUAUGGUAUCUGGACCACGGCUUCUGGGGGCAGACCAAGUAUUCUAACUGGCGACGUAUGUACUCUUAUAUGCUGCCGAGGGAUCCCAACGUGCUGGGUGGAGAGAUAGCCAUGUGGACUGAAUACGUGGACACUGAAGUUUUGGACACGCGCGUGUGGCCGCGCGCGGCGGCGGCGGCGGAGCGGCUGUGGGCGGACCCGAGCGCGGGCGCGCAGGCGGCGGAGGCGCGCCUGCAGCGGCUGCGCGCGCGCCUGCGCGCCCGCGGCCUGCGCGCCGACGCGCUCGCGCCCGCCUGGUGCGAGCAGCACGACGCGCGCUGCAUCUGAUGCCAUGCACUCCACAUACACAUACACGGCACGCUCCGUGACGUGUUUGACGCAUCUAUUUAUUCAUUUACUAGCUGACUCGGCGAACGUUGUUUUACCAUAUACAUUAUUUCUAGAACUGUACAUGAAAAUUUAUCGUACUACAAUUAUUAUAUUCGAUUGUCAGCUUCCAACCCUAUUGCGGCAUAUAAAAAUCGUGAUUAAAAAACAGGAGUUGAUCGUAGAAGCGUGGAAAUUUGAAUUUGUAUGUAUUUUUCAAUGCUAAAUCAUAAUAAUAUAAAAAUGGAAAAAAUUGUCAAAAAUUAAAAAAAAAUUUUUUUGGGGAGGGUCAUCUUUAUCAUUGAGGGGUAUGAAAAAUAGAUGUUGGCCGAUUCUCAGGUCUACCCAACAUGCACACAAAAUUUCAUAAAAAUCAGUAAAGAGGUUUCGGAGGAGUUUGGUAAUAAACACCGUGACACGAGAAUUUUAUAUAUUAGAUUAUUUAUAUUUCCCACUUUAUUUACCUAUUAGCCAGCGCUGUUUAUAAUAGCGCCGACUCGGCCCACUGGGCCCUAAUUAAUGACGCGCAGGCGGCAGCCUGCGCAGCUUAGGCUCGGGUAAGGAGCACAUGCUCGUAAGGGGCUGUGGAUGAACCCGUGACUGACUAUAUCUAGGGCUGCCAUCCGACCGGAAUUUCCCAGCAGAGGUUUUUGAAAAGUGUCUGGCUGUAACCGGUUGUUGUCAGGCGAAAUCUAUUUUUUCUUAUAGGUAGGCGAUCAAUUGAAAUAAAUUUUAAUUGUAAAUUCAUCCACAGUAACCCUGUUUUUAUAUAACAAUGUUUUUAUUUUUGUUAUAAAAAAGGAUUUUUUCAGAAGUGUUCGGUGAAAAAACGGAAAAAUAUUUCGCCUAAAUGUCCGGGAUUUUUACCAUGUUUAUUUAGUGUUGACAAUUUAGGUGAUGGCAGCCCUAUCUAUAUUUCCCUAACUGUAUUUCAAUAGAUGUCAAUGGAAUAGUAAAACCGGUCUGUCCUAUAGAUUUAAUGUCAUGAAAACGGAAAGACUUCGUUUCUUAUUUGACACGAUAAAAAUUAUCGUUCUUCUCAUACUUCAUCAAUUUUUAUUUAAAUGCUAAGAUAAGAAAUGAAAGUUCAUAAAAACAUUCUUUAGGGGAUCAACUGAAUUCGUAAACAAUUUUGUAUAUUCCUUUAAUUUAAAUUAUUUUCCAAUAUUUUGUGGUACUGAACUCGAUGUUAUCUUGCGGAAAUCCAUAUCACUGGUUAUUUGAAUAUAAUUAUUUUAUCCAAACUGCGAAUUCAUUCGCACUAAAUGUAACUAAAUAAAACUUAAAUUAACUUCAAAUAACACUAGGCUUUGAGCAGCGAUCUAAUAAUUUGCCUGAAGAUGCUUCGUUUAGAGGUGAAACACGUGUCGCAAAAGGUGCGUGAACAAAAUGGCAGUCGGAGAUUGAUGACUAAUAUGGAAGGUUGUAGAACUUCUGAUAAUAGUAGUAGUCAAUCUUCAAACGUUAGUCGUCACACACUACUGGUAGCAGAAUUAAACAAAAUAAUUCUAUUCAAAUAACCAAUGUUUUAUUUUAAAAAGAAAAUCGCCUCAUGAUUUAUAAUACGAUAAAUUAAUAUACUUCCUGUAUCUUGUUUUUAAUGGAUGAUAAUGAUAUGGUAACCCCGCUUGUGUUAUUGGUAUACGCUGGCGGGGCACCAGUGAGAGGUGAUAAGUGAGCCCGUCUGUAUCUUAGAAAAUAUAGAUGUAGUAAAAUGUUCUUUACUUUAGAGUACGUAUAUAGUACCCGUACUUUGAAGACACUGCCACACGGGCCAAUUUUUUUAUAUAUAUAAUUUGAGCGUACUUAUAUAAAUA